Clarias gariepinus (North African catfish) is the source of this 4187-nucleotide messenger RNA. RefSeq names its product glypican 5b (gene gpc5b). Gene Ontology annotation, cellular component: extracellular region; plasma membrane; cell surface. Gene Ontology annotation, biological process: positive regulation of canonical Wnt signaling pathway; regulation of protein localization to membrane; cell migration. Lineage: Eukaryota; Metazoa; Chordata; Actinopteri; Siluriformes; Clariidae. Bases 160 to 1989 code for a protein of 609 amino acids. The transcript has 9 exons. The record is from RefSeq and is a predicted model, not a curated record.
UAAGCAUGUGAAAUCCACCACAGCCUCCUUUCAGGAUAUUAACAAAGCCGGCCCUUAUAAAUGCUGGACCCUGGGGAAUCGUCCUAGUAAUUCAUUAGAAUAGUUUUGCAAAUUUUUAUCACUCUGUUAUUAUAGGAGACUAUGGAUUGAAAUGGUGCAAUGCUCCGUGAGACAGUGUGGCGAGUUUGGAUCUGCUGGAUAUUGAUGAGUUUUGGGCCUCAGUGGGGAGUUCAGAACACAGUUGCACAUAGCUGUCACGAAGUUAAAACAGCUUUCCAACUGCGGCAGAUUGGCCCUUUAAAAUGGGUCCCAGAAACAGCAGCAACAGAUGCAGAACUCCAAAUCUGCAAACACCAGGGUCCAACCUGCUGUACACGCAAAAUGGAGGAGAGCUACCACGUUGCUGCACGCAGGGGCACCCUGCAGAACAUUCUCUCGUACAGCCUUGAGCUAAAGUAUCUCAUCAUUGCCCAUGCUGCAGCUGUCCAGGACACCAUCCAUUCCCUGCUGUCUUUCACGCUCAACCACACACUCUCACUCCUCGACCUUGCCUACAAACCAAUUGCACCUGAGUCCCGUCCCUUAGUCUCGGCCCUCUUCUCUGACCUCGCCCUCUACCUGCAUGGCAAUGAUGAUGUCUCUGUUGUCCGCUCUGUGCGGCGCUUUUUUGAUGAGCUAUUUCCACUGGUCUAUCGACACCUGGUGAACCCAGGGCUGGCAUCUUCCACCUGGUCAGCAGAGGGUGCUGAAUGCCUCCGCGCGACAAGGCAAGACCUCAACCCGUUCGGCCCUCACCCACAGGCACUGGGACAUGGGCUGGCACGGGUGUUAGGGGUUGGUCGAUCACUCAUGCAGGCGCUAACAGUGGGCGUUGAGGUCCUGAAUGCCUCAGAAUCAGCAGGCAUGGCAAAAGAUUGUGGAAAAGCAAUAGUGAGGAUGCAGUUCUGCUCACAUUGCAAGGGGCUCACACUGAUCCGGCCAUGCCAGGGGCUUUGCUUGAAUGUGAUGAGAGGUUGUCUGGCAGGAUUUGCGGAGCUGCAAGAGCCAUGGAGCCGCUAUAUUGCUCUACUGGAGGGCACAAGUGCAGCACUGGCUGGAGGGCAUAAGCUUGAGCUGAGUCUUUUGGGCAUUCGCGAGAGGAUCAAUGAUGCCAUCCUGAGUGCCCAGCUGAAUGGACCACAUCUCAGCGCCAUUGUUGAAAAGGUGUGUGGUCCUCUCACUGAGUCUGCGUUGUCAACUCAAGAAGGUCCAACACAACAGAGCCCAGCAUCACAAAGUACUGCAGGGUUGGACCAGAGCUCAACUGUGGAGUCCGCCUCUUCCGUCCCGUCCUUAAGUCCUACAGUACAGGACAAAUCUGAUGAUCAUCAAGACAGCCAUGUUACUCUAAAGAAAAGAUCAUUGCCUAUAAAACCUUCCAAGCAUGACAAGCCCAGAAGUCUGAAGAAGAUCUCUAAGGAGUUUAUGAGCUACAUUCAGCGGUACAAGUCUUUCUUCUCCAUGCUGCCAGAGGUGCUAUGUGACAAUGAGAUGGUGCUGGAUGAACAUACCUGUUGGAAUGGCGAAGACGUGGUGGAGAGCUACAUGGGUUCUGUGGUUGGGAAUGGCCUCCAGGCUCAAAGACAAAACCCUGAGAUUAAGGUCAGAGGUCUGGACCCAGUUUUAGUCGAGGCCAAAGAGACACUGGAGAGAUUUAAUCAGGAUAUGGUGGCUGAAAUGGGACUGGAUGAUGUGCGGCAUAAACACUUGCAUUUGGACAGUGGCAGUGGAGCCGAAACCAGUGGCGAAUGUGAUGAUGAAGAUGGCUGUGCAAGUUCAGGAGAGGAUGAAGAGGAAAUAGGGCAUGUCAUCCCCUCCUUCUCUCCUCCCUCUGUGAGACAAGGUUCUGGACUAUCCAUUAAAGGAGCAGCAUGCAGUACAGACUCAUCCUCACUCCUGCUCUUUCUUUCUCUCCCCCUCAUGCUGCUUUCUCACCUGCACUUCACCUAAAGCCCCAAGGACACAGCUGAGGACUGAAGUAUGCACUUGCACUGGACACUUAGAUGUCUACAUGUUGAUCCAACUCACUUUGUCACGUGUAACCGCUCUCUACACUAAACCCUGGAGAAAGUGCCUUGUUUUUGACUUAGUUUAUGUUACGAGUUACAUUUUGCACAUGAGCUUGUGUGCUGUUUCCUGUUUUGUAGAAUCUGAGUGGCAGCUUAUAAUCAACUAAAAAAUUAUUGGCACUCUUCAGGGCAAAAAUUACUUCAAAUUUUGUGUCUAAAUCAUCACACACCCAGAGCUGUUGAGGUACUUUCUAAGCUCUGGGUGUGAUAUAUAACAGUGUUGCUGACUUCUCUAUUCUGAUUGAUUAAUUUUGUAUAAUGGCUUUUUGGCAUAUCACAGCUUUAUAUUGAUUUACUCAUCCAUAAUAUGUUAUCGUUUUUUGUAGUAAUAGCUUACAUGUUAUGGUGGACCCCCCCACAAAAGGAUAAAAUGCAAACACAUAUUCAUUGAUAUCUUUUCUAUGAAAAAAACUAAAGUUUCUAAUAUUUUAAUGACAAAUAAGUUUACAAUUUGCAGUUUUUAGAUAAUAUAGUCUUGCCUUAUUAACACAAAAAAGACAAAAGACAACAACAAAAACACUGGGAUACAGGUAAGGCAGCAGCUCCUAUAACAUAAGUGAUAUCAGGAACUAACUUGUUUUAUGUUCGUUGCACAAUAAUGCAUGUACCUAUAAAUGAAAAGUGCAUCACAUUUUCUUUGGCAAAUUGGUGAACUAUAAGAGCAAUGACAUUUCUUUGGGAUGUAUUAGUAGGGAAAUUAACAGCAUCAUGGUGGAAACAAAACAGUAACUUAAAACAGUUAUAGCUUUUUAAGUUUAAAGCAGGAGUUAGUAAACAUGAUUCAAUAAUAAUGCUCCAGUUUCUUUUGUGCAGUCUAAACUCACUCAUUCUGAUAUUGUUAAAUAAUUUUUUUUUUAGAAAUGUAGAAUGGCUGAGCGUGAAUGACGUGAUCUCUUUUGAGUUGAAUGUGUAACGAUUUAGGCAGGCGUCUAGCAUGAAUUCUUCACAUGUAAGUUAAAUUGACUAUAUUGUUCAGAGAUUAAAGUAAAGAAGCUAACUUCAGACUCAAACAUGGGUUCGACAUUACAUUUCGGGUAAGUGAAAACAUUGAGAAUAUUUUUAUAUAAGUUUUACUGAAACCAGUUGUUGAAACAAAAAUCGCUGCUGUUCAAAUUAAAACAACAACCGCACCUCAUACUAUUGUUGUAGCCAUGUGGAAAGGUGUUUGUUGCUGUGUAUGUGUAUAUGUUUGGUAAUGUUUAUGAAGUAUACAUAAGUAAUGAGAGCAGUAGUAAUAUUUUAGUUCUAUUUCAAUUAACUUUUAGUAUAAUACUGGGAUUUUAGGUAACAUAAAUUAUUUUUUAAAAACAAAAGCAUAUUUGUGUGGAAAUGUAUGCAAAUAGGAAGUACAGCAGUCUGGGUUGUAUAUGGUGUAAGUAACUAACAGCAUAUUGGCUACAGCAUGACACUGAUAUGACAAAAAUAUGUUUGAACAGCUUAACAUGUGUAAAUCUGUCAGUAAAAUAGUGUCCGAUUUAAGAAAUAUACACAGUCCUUGUUUUUCCCCUAAUAUUUACAUGCAUGUACAACUUGUUUAUUCAAUUAAACAUUUUGAUACAUUUGAUAAAAUUUGUUUUUAAAACACUGACACUGGAUUGUGUCAGAUUCCCAGGAAUAAUAGAAGUAACCAAAAUGUCAAAACUGCCUUUUAUUCAUAAAUAACACAUAUUUGUCAACUGCAUGCACCUUUUUCAUUUCAGAAACUGGCUAAUUUAUUGUAAUUUGGGCCUCCUGACACUUUAUCACUAAUGCUGAUGAAUUAAUUAAGGAAGGUACUUAUUCCUGUUGCUAAAUUAUUAGAAAAACAAUUUUAAUGUCAGUAGAUGCAUCAUAGUGGUACAUAAUAAAGCCUUAUGUAUGAUUUUACCUCAAUCUAUGAUUCCUUUCUAAUACUGAUGUUUAAGAAGGUACACACAGUGAAGUACACAAAUGAACAAACAAAAAAUAUAAAUACUACUAAUACAACUAAAUACUACUAAUAUAAGCAAUCUGAAUAAUGGGUAACUUUCCAAUGUAUGUAUGUAAUUUGCAAGGUUUUCUCUUUGCUAUAUAAAUUGCUGAUUAUAAGAUGAAAUAAAG